This is a messenger RNA of Aspergillus japonicus CBS 114.51, 965 nucleotides long. Its product is annotated as EF-hand. NCBI's taxonomy places the organism in Eukaryota, Fungi, Ascomycota, Eurotiomycetes, Eurotiales, Aspergillaceae. The transcript is spliced from 3 exons. Bases 338 to 829 code for a protein of 163 amino acids. The record is from RefSeq and is a predicted model, not a curated record. Gene Ontology annotation, molecular function: calcium ion binding. Gene Ontology annotation, cellular component: intracellular membrane-bounded organelle; cytosol; membrane.
GGAUUCCUCUUCAUUUGUUCCCUCCCUCGUCUCGCUCGUGUUCUGUUCUUUCUAAAUCAUCCUGCUAUUUCGCGACGUCACUCGACUACACCCUACACUACACUACACUAGACUUACACGAUUACCACUAUACUCUCCUCCACCAGCAGCCUCGGUCCCUUUUCUUCCCUCUUAUCGGUCCCACCACCGCCACUUGUUUUACCCCGCGCUAUCCGAAACUCCGUGUCUUCUCUCGUCCUUCGCUGCGCCGUCCAUCCCGCACACGCAUCCCUGACGCACCCCUCUCCUACCCUCAUAUAUCACCAAAAUCGACACUGUGGUGUACGCAUAGUUGACAAUGGGCAAGUCACAGUCGAAGCUCUCCCCCGCUCAGCUGGACGAACUCCAAAAGGCGACACAUUUCGAUAAGAAGGAACUGCAGCAAUGGUAUAAAGGCUUCCUCAAAGACUGCCCGUCGGGCACCCUCACCAAGGAAGAAUUUCAGAAGAUCUACCGCCAGUUCUUCCCCUUCGGCGACCCGUCCUCGUUCGCGAACUACGUGUUCCGGGUGUUCGACUCGGACAACAGCGGGAUGAUCGACUUCAAGGAGUUCAUCUGUGCCCUGUCGGUGACCUCCCGGGGCAAGAUGGAGGAUAAGCUGGACUGGGCGUUCCAGCUGUACGACAUCGACGGCGACGGGAAGAUCACGUACGAUGAGAUGUUGGCGAUCGUGGAGGCAAUCUAUAAGAUGGUGCGUUUGCCCCGCUCCCCCGGCCUUACCUGUACUCCUGGCACGGGCUGUUCCAUCCCUUCCUCGGAUUCAACCCCGUACCAUACCCUCCCGAACUGACGAACUUCCGGCCAAACAGGUCGGCUCGAUGGUCAAACUCCCCGAGGACGAAGACACCCCCGAGAAACGGGUGCGCAAGAUCUUCCGCAUGAUGGACAAGGACGAGAACGGGAGCCUGGACAUGGAGGAGUUCAAG